UCCUGCACAAUGCUUGCGGUCAGUGAUCCAGAUGCCUUGCUGUGCCUUCUCCUGCUCCUGGCCCCCCAUGGUGCAGAGCAGGGGCAUCAUCCUCGGCGCAGGUUUGAGUAUAAGCUCAGCUUCAAAGGCCCAAGGCUGGCAUUGCCUGGGGCUGGAAUACCCUUCUGGAGCCAUCAUGGAGAUACUAUCCUGGGCCUGGAAGAAGUGCGGCUGGCACCGUCCCUGAGGAACCGCAGUGGUGCCGUGUGGAGCCGGGCCUCCGUGCCCUUCUCUGCCUGGGAGGUAGAGAUGCAGAUGAGGGUGACUGGGCCAGGGCGCCGGGGAGCCCAGGGCAUGGCCGUGUGGUACACCCGGGACAGGGGCCACGUAGGCUCUCUCCUGGGGGACUUGGCCUCAUGGGACGGCAUCGGGAUCUUCUUCAACUCCUCUGCCGAGGAUAUCCAGGUGAGUAGCAGUCUCCUGCCCACUUGCCCACCCAUGCCUUCCCCUUCCUCCUGCACCCACCCACAGCUCAGUCUGAUUACCCUCCAUCCCAUGCAGAACAGCCCUGCCAUCCGUGUGCUGGCCAGUGAUGGGCACAGCUCCUAUGAGCAGCUUGGUGCCCACAGGGAUGGAGCCAACUGGGUGCUGGGCUCCUGUCAUCAGGACUUCCGGAACCGGCCGCACCCCUUCCGAGUAAGGAUCACCUACUGGCAGCAGAGACUGCGCGUGUCCAACAGCGGCCUUACUCCCGGUGAUCCCGAUGAGGUCUGUGUGGAUGUGGGGCCCCUGCUUUUGGUCUCUGGAGGUUUCUUUGGUGUCUUGGCAGCCACUAGCACCCUGGCAGAAGGAUCCCACUGGGCAGAUGACCACGAUGUCCUAUCCUUCCUGACCUUCAGUCUGAGUGAGCCGAGCCCAGAGCCUUCCCCCCUACCCUUUCUGGAGAUGGAGCAGCUCCGCCUGGAGAGGCAGUUAGAAGGGCUGCGGGCAAGGCUGGCUGUGGGCACCAGGGAGGACAUAACUCCAAAGCCAACCUCUGAAGCUCUAGGAGAUGAGGAAAGGCUCUUUGACCUGAAGGAGACACUGGACAGACACAGCCGGAUCCUCCAGGCUCUCCAGGGUCUCUCCAAGCAGUUGGCCCAGGCUGACAGGCAAUGGAAGCAGCAGAUGGGAGCCCCAGGCCAGGCCAGGCCUGAGGGAGGCUGGGACUCUGUCAAAGUCAGUACCCUGCUCCGUGGACAGCAGACUCUGCUCCAAACCCUGCAAGCGAUGCGGGAUGCAGCUGCCCGCAUGGCCUCGGGAGCCCAGAUCUACCUGCCUGUGGGCACCGAGCAUCAUUUCUCAGAGCUGGACCAGAUCCUGAGCCUUCUGCACAAGAACCUUCGGAGCCCAGGGAAAACAGGCAAGGCUCCUGGUGCACCUGGCUGUCCUCCAGGGACUUUCUUCUCAUGCCUGCGGCCAGGCAUCUUCCUGUUCUUCCUCCUCAUGCAGACUGCAGGCUUCUUCUGCUAUGUGCACUUCAGCAGACAGGAGCUGGACAAGAGCCUUCAGGAGUGUUUGUCCACAAGCAGCCUUCCCCUGAGCUCGGCAGCACACAUCCCUCCAUUGCUGCGGGCUCUGAGGAGGCAGCCCCUACCUCCUGGCAUGCAUGCCUGAGCCCCUGGAAGCAGGAAGUUGUUUGGGGAAUGGAAGAGGGCCUGGCCAGUAUCCUCUGUCUCUGGGGCUCAGCUCCUCCCCACACCUUAGGUUUUGGUGAGCUCCCACCAGAUUAAAGGUGAUUUCCCUUUGCCUGUGCUUUAAUAUGCUCAUUUACCUUCCAGCUUCACCUUAAUCUCUUGUGAAGCCUUCCACCUCCUCUGGGUGGGAAGCUGGGAGUGGACUCUGCUUAGUCAAGGAGACGAAAAGGCUUUGAGCCCUGGACCUCAAAGGGAGAGGAAAUCAUAACUCUAAUUUCGUCCCCAAAUUCACCCAGAACAAGGAGCAGUGUCUCCCAGUGUCCCUCAUGCCCGGGCCCUGCCAGCAUCACUGAACAACUCCCCUACCCCCACCCUCUGCUGCUCCAGGGGCAGCAGGGCAGGCGCGUGACCGAGGAACUCUGAAAGGCCAACUCACGGAACCAUAACUGGGAUUCCCGCUCUCGCUCUCGCUCUCGCCCUCGCCCUGGGUCUCCCUCCCUUUCCCAGCGUCAAGCUCUUUGGGCAGCUGCUGCGUUCAGCGCGUUGGGGGUGGGGGGAGCUGGGAGAGAAUGGGAAGGGGCCCAGGGCUGGAUUUUUACCCCUAGCUGUUGCCCGGA
Messenger RNA from Nycticebus coucang (slow loris), 2272 nucleotides. It is a transcript of the gene LMAN1L, whose product is annotated as lectin, mannose binding 1 like. The record is from RefSeq and is a predicted model, not a curated record. Lineage: Eukaryota; Metazoa; Chordata; Mammalia; Primates; Lorisidae. Gene Ontology annotation, molecular function: D-mannose binding. Gene Ontology annotation, cellular component: endoplasmic reticulum-Golgi intermediate compartment; COPII-coated ER to Golgi transport vesicle; endoplasmic reticulum membrane. The transcript is spliced from 12 exons. Gene Ontology annotation, biological process: Golgi organization; endoplasmic reticulum to Golgi vesicle-mediated transport; endoplasmic reticulum organization. The coding region runs from base 10 to 1635 and encodes 541 amino acids.